CCUCACCAGGAUAGAAAGGGGAGAGGAGCCUUGUCCUGAAGACUGGUGGGGCCAGGAAAAGGGGAGUGAGGAGUCUGCAUGCUCAAAGAAGUCAGGCACUGGACCCCGGGGACUCUGCAAGUAGUCACUCCUCACGGUCCAGCCUCGAGGCAGGGCAGACUCGGUGUGGAGCUCAGUGUCAUCGAUUUGCAUUCCCCAGGCCUCCCUCCACAGCCACAGUGGGUCCUUCGCUCUGACAACCCCACCCAAGAGGAGCCAAAAGAUCAGACCCCUGUGCAGCAGCGAGUUGAAGAAGUAAGAAGACCCCCUCCUGGGCCAGGCACUGAUCUCUCAGCAAGCUCCAGCAUUCUGUCUUCAGUUAAACAAGAGGCAGAAUCUUCCGAGGAGGAGUCACCAACCUCCCCUCCCAGGGGUGUCCUGCCUGGUGUGGGGCCAGGUGGUGCGGUGACCGUCAAGACAGAAGCCCAGUCUGAAGAUGAGACGGAACCCGAGCAGCUCUUCCUGGAGGCCGCUAGCCGGCCUACGUGUAGAAUCCCCAAAGGGCCCAGAAACAGGACUCGAGGCUCCCGGCGGCGGCACCAUGCCCAGGGCAUGUCCAGGGGGUCGGUAGGGGAGCCCCAGGCGGCCGGAGCUGCGGGGGAGUCGCCCCGGGUCCUCCCCCGACGGCGGGAGCGGACUUUCCCCUGCCCCGACUGCGGGCAAAGCUUCCGCCUGAAGAUCAACCUGACCAUCCACCAGCGGACCCACGUGGAGGAGGCCAGGGAGGCAUGGGACGGCGCCUCCUCCAGCUGGGGGCAGGACCCCUCCACCCUGGAGCCCGGGGAGGUGGUCGUGCCCGGGCCUGUCAUUGGCUGGCUGCCCGCGGAGCCCACCAGCCGCCGCUCCCUGGCUGGCCGGGCCUUCCUGGGGCACAGGCCCGCGGCCACCAAGGUGUACCACUGCAGCGAGUGCCUGCGCUUCUUCCAGCAGCGCAAGAGCCUCCUGCUGCACCAGCGCCUGCACACCGGCAACAGCCAGGGCUGUCCCGCCUGCCCCUACUGCGGCAAGGCCUUCCGCCGGCCCUCGGACCUCUUCCGCCACCAGCGCAUCCACACAGGCGAGCGGCCCUAUGGGUGCCCCCAGUGUGGCCGGGCCUUCAACCGCAACCAUCACCUGAUUGUCCACAUGCAGACUCAUUCGAGAGGCCAGGCAGGCCUGCACUUUCCCAUGUCCUCUGGCCAAGGGAGCCCGCCCUAUGAGGAAGAGGGCUGACCAGGCAGGAGCCCUACCUUCCUCCCCCCAGCUACCCUGGCAGGACCUGUGCUGUGUAUCGGGCUUUUCCUUGUGCCUGAUGCUGGUUCCAGGACUGUUCCAGAGAAUCUUUUUUCUUCAUUGAAAUGGGAAGCAGCAACUCAUGGUGACCAUGUGUGUAUGACAAGGUGCCCCCUUUUCUAUUUCCUGUUUGUCACUCUUUGCCUCCUUUCCUACAUUCCUGGCUUGUAAAGAUUCUUUAAGGCUUUAGGGGACACCAGUUCUCAGUGGAGUCUUUGGACAGCACCAUGGUUGGGGGACCAGAUUGAGGCCCUUCCAGGAUGGGGUGAAUCGGCCCUUGGGCACUGGCACGGCUCUGGUCCUUGGAGGUCUGCCUGUAGUCCAUGUGACAAGUCCCCCUGAGGAAAGGCACUGGAGAUCUUUCCUUCUCACUUGGAGACUUCUCUGUGUGAAGCGCUCCUCAGACUUUCAUUGUUUGUAUUUGCAUUAGGGGCCAGGAUCUCCAUGUGGGGCAGAUGGGAUCAGAGAGGAGCUCAGACCAGACCUGCUCUGGGCUUUGAGGGCGAGUAGCUUUGGCUGCUGUACUGGCAGCUGUGUCUCCUGCUGUUUCCCAGCCGUGGGUGGUCCCCUGUCUUCCUAGUUCCUCUGCUGCUGGGCUGUCUUCCAUUCUAUACCUCAGCUGUCUGUUCCUUUGGGAGUGGAUGACCUUCCCUUCCGUUCUCAGGCUCCUUGGGAUUGAGUGACUCAUUGAAGGGACUCCCAAAGAUGCCUUGAGGAGGCAGAGAAAGCCUAGGUAGACCCUGAGAUUAAACUUGGUCUGGGAGGGGCUGUUAGUUUACCUGGACUCGGGCCUCCAGGCCUGUUUAGUCAUGGUAAUCAGUUCAGGCUGUGGGUUAAGUUGGGCUGGGAGUUCUGGAGCAAACCUUCAGCCACAUCUUAUUAGGUGCAUCCCACCUCAGAGUUGCCCAUGUCAAAUUAAGAGGCACUGGCAGAGAAGAAGCUUUUUUUUUUGGGGGGGGGCGUCGGUUGUGGGG
Messenger RNA from Dipodomys ordii (Ord's kangaroo rat), 2285 nucleotides. RefSeq names its product zinc finger protein 382-like. Gene Ontology annotation, molecular function: RNA polymerase II cis-regulatory region sequence-specific DNA binding; DNA-binding transcription factor activity, RNA polymerase II-specific. Bases 79 to 1251 code for a protein of 390 amino acids. The record is from RefSeq and is a predicted model, not a curated record. Gene Ontology annotation, biological process: regulation of transcription by RNA polymerase II. The transcript is spliced from 4 exons. Lineage: Eukaryota; Metazoa; Chordata; Mammalia; Rodentia; Heteromyidae.